Molecule: messenger RNA, 2949 nt
Organism: Chaetomium fimeti
Lineage: Eukaryota; Fungi; Ascomycota; Sordariomycetes; Sordariales; Chaetomiaceae
Product: ankyrin repeat-containing domain protein
Exons: 6
Coding region: 1-2949 (982 amino acids)
Molecular function (GO): zinc ion binding; nucleic acid binding; protein binding
Source: RefSeq, a predicted model, not a curated record
AUGUCGGAAUACUGGAAGUCAACGCCUAGAUACUGGUGCAAGCACUGCAGCGUGUAUGUGCGCGACACCGGGCUCGAACGCGCCAACCACGAAUCCACCGCGAAACAUCAAGGCGCAAUCAAGCGUUCCCUCCGAGACCUGCACCGCAACGCCGACCAAAAAGAGCGCGACAAGGAGAGGGCAAAGAGAGAAGUCGACCGGCUAAAUGGCGUCGUGUCGGGGAGCAGUGUCGGUGCGUCGGCCGCGUCAAAGUCGGCGACAAAACCCAGUGGCGGGGCUUACGGGGCACCACCGCAACAAGCGUCACAAACAGAGCGGCAGAAACAGCUCGAGCAGCUGGCCGAGCUUGGUGUCAGUAUCCCGACCGAGCUUAGGGGCGACAUGGCAAUGGUGGGCGAGUGGACGGUCACUUCGACAAAGAUCAUCGAAGACGGGGGCCGGGACGCAGACGGCAAGGGUCUGGAUUCGAAGACAAUGCCCGCCGAGGAGGAUGCCGAGCUUGAUGCCUUGCUCAGCGGGCCGCUCGUCAAGACGAAGAAAGAAGAGGGCGCGUCUCCCAAGAUCAAGAUGGAGCUUGAAGACAGCCAGGAGGAACAACCGGAGGAUACUACAGCGACAGCCAAACCAGUACUUUCCCCGCCGGUCAAGGACGAACCGGGCGAGGAAAACACGGGCGCUGGUCGUGGACCAGAGCUGUCUUCCGGCGUAGAGGGGUCAGAUGGGGCGACUGCCAUGGCGAACAACCCCAAUCCCAUCAAGCCAGGACUUGUUCCGUCCCUCCCCGGCUAUGUCAGGCAGAGAAACGAGGAAUAUGAGGCCUUGCGCCGGGGUCGGGUCGACCGCGCAAAUCGCUGGCCUGCGUCGCCAGCGCCGAUUGAUCCCGCUGCCAUCCACGCGGCCCCCCCUGGUUUUCGCAUGCUCACUAGCCUGCCCCCGGAGCUGCUCGUCAUGAUUUGCCGUCUCCUGUACCAAGCCGAUCUCUUGCACCUCGCCCUCACAUGCCGCGCCCUCGUUAGCACGAUGGUGGACAUGCUCUACAAACGCGACAUCUCGGAAUUUGACUGCCUCGCUCUUCGUUGGGCCUGCACCCUCGGCAUGGUCUCGACAUUCGAACGCACUCUCAGUUACGGCGCGCCGCCUGAUUAUGUCUUUCGCCCCAAUUCCGGUCUGGGAUGCUCAUGGGCCCGUUCUUGUCCAGACCCUUCUUCCAUCCCCGACCCUUCCAUCCCCAGCCUUUCCAUCACCGGCCCUUUCCUCCCCGGCCCUUUCCUCCCCGGUCAUGUUCUUGUUUCCGAUACUCCGCUCCGGGUCGCUAUUUUCGCCAAGCAAUUGAAUAUUGUUCGACUGCUGCUCGAACAUGGCGUCAACCCCAACGCUCCAGGCCCCGACGUGGCGGCGUUUGCCCGCCUUGAGCGCAACACCGAAAUACUCCGCCAACUUCUCGAUGCCGGCGCCGACCCCAAUCAGUGCACCGAAGUCCGCCAGUACCGUGACCCGGAUCCUUCCCCACGGCCGGGCUUCCCGCCGCUCCUGGCGGCCAUGCUGCCCGGGACCCCGGCCGAGACCGUGAAGCUGCUGUUAGAGCACGGUGCCGACCCAACAAAGAUUGGCAUUUAUCGCGGGUCCUUCUUUCCCCGCUCCGCCAGCGAGCUGUCCUAUAUCACCAAGCCGUUACAGCAGAGCUACCCUAUGCCCCUGCUGGCCCGUCAUUGGGAUCAUCCCCGCAUUAUCGACCUUCUCGAGCUGUUCAUCGCCCACGGGGCGGACGUCGCGGGCUGGGCUGAGCGGUUGAUUCCUCCCAUCCUCUCCGUUAUCUGGUGGGCAGAAAAUCCCAACCCUCGCCGUCCUGUCAAUGACGCACCACACAGACCAUGGACGGCUGCCGAAAAGGUGUGCAAGGUGAUCGCGGUUUUGGCCGAGGCCACCCUCGUCCGGAACCACACCGGACCGACCCGAAAGUCCACCAUAAUCGAUGCCGUCGUUGCGGUUUCCUUGGGAUUCAUGGGGAUACCUCCCACCAAGACGGGCCAGACACCACUGCGUUACAUGUGCAAAUUAUUCGAUUCUGAGACUAAACUGCCGAUUAUCCGCGUCCUCCUAAACUACGGCGCCGACAUGAACAGCACUGACGCCCACGGCCGUACUGCGCUCCACCACGCGUCCGUAUUCAGUUCUGGCGGGCGGGUGCGGGAGCUUGUGCAAUUUCUCGGUGGCCCGACCGAUUCGGGCCUUGUUGUCAACGUAGCCGACGCUAGAGGUUGGACACCCCUCCAUUACGCUUGUCUCUUCGGUUUCUGGGCCGACUCGGAGGGCCAGGCCGCCACCGCCCGAUUGCUGCUGGAGAACGGCGCAGAUGUUAGUAUUAGGACCAACAACGGGUGGACACCGCUGUCUCUCGCCGCCCUCACGGCAAACCAGCACCUAGUCGAUCUGCUGCUCGAUUAUGGCGCCAGGGCUGAGGAUUUGUUUGUCCCACGCGAGGGCGAAACCGAGUCGGCCUUGGUUCCAAUCGGUCGUAUCGUCUUCCGUGACCGUCCUGUCUGUCGUCGGUCGCCUCCUUGGCCCGAGUUUCUGAAGAUCAAGGCCGAGAUCGCGGCUUGUAAGGCGCGUGUCGCGACGCAGCUUGGACACCGACUGGGCGUUGACAUUGUUCUCCCGUCGGUACAGAAAAACCCCGUGCUGCCUCCCGACCACAACUUCCGAAGCCCCGCUGCCACGCCCACCACCCCCGGGUUCCGAGUCGACUCGAUGGACCACCCCCUGGGCAUCGCUUCGGUUCCCCCCGAGGACUACACAUCUGGUGACUUUGAGAAGGAUAUCGACCGGGUUCUCGGCAUGCUCGACUCUGCGGGCCUCGAGGCCUUAGUUACGGCACCUCCUCGGCAGCAGUAUAUGCAAAUAUUUUGGAGCUCGACUCCAGGUCCCGAGGGCGUCGCUUCCACAUCAUAG